UAAAGUUUAGCUACUGUACCGUGCCAAAGGAAACGCGCAACUAUUAAGAAAAAGAAAAAUACUUUUAAUUUUUCCUCCUAUCGUUUUUAAUUUUUCGUCGAAGUUGAAGCGGUCAAAUUGCAAUUCUUCAGUUUUCGCCUGUGAGAAGUUUUUUUUAAAUUAUUUAACCCGAUGUGUCGGUGCUGUCCAUAUGUUUUAACGAAAAGAGUGGGAAGCACGGCAUUACUACACAAGAAAAUAUCUUUGAAACGGACGUCUUUUGAAUUUUGAGGAAAGUUGUCGGGCUUUUUUUCCCAAGUGUGUGCGUGUAUGUCCCAAGAACCGCCGUGAGUGAGCUAACUUAUCCCGACUUCGACAACUAGUGAAGUGUAACGAGCCAGCACGAAUCCAUGAGGGAACUCAACGCGGGAGUCGUUGAAACUUUGUCCUAGUUCGGUGUAUCUGAGCGAUUUUACACGUUUCUUCGUUGUAUUUUUUUAUGUAAACAUAUCAACUUUAGCUAAAAACUUAAGGUCCACCGAAGACCAUGUUGGUGUUCUCCGCAGUUUACACGUUAGUUGUGCUCAUUGUGUCGGCCGGGGCUGAGCCCAAGUCGAGAAACUGCAACGAAGUCCGGGCUGCUUACAGCUCCAAAGGCUUCAACGUCAACGAUGUCCCCAACAAAGGAAUACAAGGAGCACCCCUGAAAGUCUGCCCUCAAGGCUUCUCCUGUUGCACCGUGGAGAUGGAGGAGAAACUGAGCCAGCAAAGUCACUCAGACCUGAAAGUGCCCGUCUCCCAGCUCAGCGCCAACUUGCAGAGCACCUUCAAACAGAAGCACAGCCACUUUGACCAGUUUUUCCGCGAGCUUUUGGACAACGCCGAGGGCUCUCUGAACAGCAUGUUUGUGCGAACAUACGGCAUGAUGUACGUGCAGAACGCAGAGCUCUUCAAGAACUUCUUCCAAGCACUGAAGCGCUACUAUGCGUCGGGCAGUGCCGCCAUUAACCUGGACUCCAUGCUUUCGGACUUCUGGGCUGACCUUCUGGAGAGAAUGUUCCGGCUGGUCAAUGUGCAGUAUGAAUUCAGCGACGCCUACAUGGAGUGCGUCAGCCGCCACACGGAGCAGCUGCAGCCCUUUGGAGAUGUGCCGCGUAAGCUCCGCCUCCAACUGACAAGGGCUUUCGUGGCAGCACGCACCUUCACUCGCGGCCUGGCACUCAUCCCAGAGGUGGUCGGUAAAGUCUCAACGGUUAGUGCAUCUCCCAGCUGUGUACGAGCAGCCAUGAAGAUGUUGUACUGUCCCUACUGCUCAGGCCAGGUGGCCCUGAAGCCCUGCCAGAAUUACUGUCUCAAUGUGAUGCGCGGCUGUUUGGCCAACCAGGCCGACCUGGACACAGAGUGGAAUAACUUUCUCGAGGCCAUGUUAAGUAUGGCUGAGAGGCUUGAAGGCCCAUUCAACUUCGAGUCUGUCAUGGACCCUAUCGAUGUGAAAAUCUCAGAGGCCAUCAUGAACAUGCAAGAGAACAGCAUGCAAGUGUCACAGAAAGUCUUUCAGGGAUGUGGCCAGCCUAAGCCAAGUCCAGCUUUCCGUUCCCGUCGCUCUGUCAAGGAAACGGGCUUCACUGGUCGCUUCCGUCCAUACAGUCCUGAUGCUAGGCCCACAACCGCUGCUGGGACCAGCUUGGAUAGACUGACAGCAGAUGUGAAGAAGAAGCUGAAGCACGCUAAGAGGUUCUGGUCCACACUGCCAGAAAUAGUGUGUACUGGAGAGAGGAUUGCACCUGGGGAUGAGUGCUGGAAUGGUACAGCAAAAAGCAGGUACGAGUCAGUCAUAAUUGGCAAUGGCUUGGCCAAUCAGCUGUUAAACCCUGAUGUGGAUGUGGACAUCACAAAGCCAAACAUUGUGAUUCGAAGUCAGAUUGCAGUUUUGAAGGAAAUGACGAGUUGGCUCAAGGCAGCACACAGUGGCAAUGACAUCUCUAUUGAUAACGAUGAGGAUGGUAGCGGAGGAGAGGAGAGUGGCAGCGGCUGUGACUCUCCAUCGUGUGAGAUGGACCGAGACAUUUACUUCUCAGCUCCACCCAAUCCAAUCAGCCCCUACGUCGACCAGGUUGUAAAGAAUAAUCCAUCGUCAACCGAUGGUGCCCGCAUGUCACAGGGAAGCUUGGUGCUUGCAGUCUGUGGGCUCAUCCUGGCCCUGCUCGGCCCUCACUUGAGAUAAAACUGCUGAGUCAAGGCAAGGGAGAGAACGAGAAGGAACGCCAGUGAAGGGGAGAACUGUCAGAAAGACUUUUAAAAAGACUGCCUUCAGCCGCCAUUGGGGAGGGGGGAGAGACUCUUAUUAAUAUUACAAUAACUUCACUUUUAAUUAUUUGUAUGUUUUUGUAAAGGACGUCAGUGUACAGCAGUAUAAUUUUCUUCCCAAAAUACAUCUUUUUUUUUCUCCCACAUUUUUUUAAGAAACCAUUACUCCUCACAGCCCUUUGGUGCUAUGAUUUCUCUCACAACAUUACAUACAGUAUGAAAAUCUUAUAUUUGGCAAAUAACAUAUUUUUUUAAAACAACUUCUUCCGCAAGUGAUUGUUGUCCGAGUUAGCUUAAUAAGGAAAAAGAUUUGGUUUGAGUGACGACUGCUCGUGGUGGGAUACACCUAUAUUCCUGAGGAUUUACUCUCAUAAUGAUUCACCAGUGUAUUUCCACAACAACUACAGAAUAGUGCAGCAAGUAGUUCUUCUGUUUGCAACUGUGGUGAAUGUUUGUAUGUAUGCAUUUGUUAAUUUACUUGUGUGAGGCUGCCUUUCCAUUUAGGCUGUCAGCCAGGACCAUUGUGAAACUGGUCAGGGCUAAUGGUAUUGAUCCUGAAAAGAACUGUUUGUGCAUUGUCAGAUCAUUUUUGAUGCAAUAUGUAUCUGAAGGGCAUCAGAUAGCUUUUCAGAGCUGCAGAGUACAUUAGCUAGCUCACCUAUCAAUAACAUUAUGAGAGAAAUGACAGCAGUCAUUUAAUGGGUUCACAUAGAGAUGGAAACAUUUUAUGAGGAUUACUGCAACACAGACAGCAGUUUUUUUUUACGUCAUCAAAAUUUCUAAGGCUUCAGCCAGUUCACUUGUUUACACCUCAUGUAUCCUCUCAUUUGUCAAUGCAAACUAGUGAUGUUAAAAUUGGAUAUGUAGCAGAUAUCCCAGUGUAUGGUAAAAGUGACUUGAGAGAAAAAAAUGGGCUCCCCUGGUAUUACCCCUAAAGAAGGCAACGCUGACAAAGUUGAGUCCUGAAUGCCCUUUGGGUGUUGUAAAGCUCAGUUUACCUCGUAUCUGACUCUACAUGGUCUUACUUGUUUGAAAGAGAGAGGGGCUGACUUGUAUGUUCAAGAGCGUUUUGAGAUAAAGCGGAGAAGAGGAACAAAAGACUGGGCUUUGAUCAAAUUAAAUCAAGAAAAGAUUAUUUUUAAUACAGGGUUUUUAUGUCAAGGAGGUGUUGUAAUUUUUUUUUUUUUUUUUUUUUUUUGGUAUGAAGAUAUAUAAUAGGUACUAUGCUGAAUUUUACUGCUAGUUAUUAGGAGCUUGUGUGAGUGGUCAGUGUGCACAAAUUAUGGGGCACUUCUUUUCUGUGUGCACAGGUUUUGGGACACCUCUUUGUCUCUGCCCCCCACCUUCACACCACAAUACACACUUGUACCUCUUUACCUUGAUGUUUUUCAUCAGUGUAAAUGGACUCGUCUUGAACCAUUUGACCAACCUACCUACCUUCAUCCUCACAUUCUGUCAUUUCAACUCAGUGUGGAGAUUUCAUCACAAGUGCUACCAAAAUUGAUAAUGCUGUCUUAUGUGUUGUUGUUCUUUUAACCUUGGUACACCAAUAGCUACGUUUUAAUGUAAAAGAAAACAAAUGUUGAUGUUAAUUACUGAACAAGGCAGUACAACUUGUGUCUAAUGUAUGCUGAAAUUGUUUGGGUUUUUUUUAUGUAGUAGCCAACUGCCAAGCACAACGAAUUUACUUUUAAUUUGCUUUGGUCUGUAAGUUACAUUGCCUGGUAAUUUCAUUGCUAACACAUGCCGCCUCAAAUUGCAUUUGUACAGUAAAUUAUGCAUGUUGGGUUUUUUUUUUUUUUUUUUUUUAACUGCCUGUGCAAAACAUGCUUCGAUAAGUGACAAUAGUAUCUCCAAAAUACAGUGUUCAGAAUGCACUGAUAAACAUAAUUUAGAUGAAAAUAUUAUUAAUUCUACAGAUUAACUGAUUUCUUUGUACUGGUAUCAAGAGUUUGGGGGUUUAAGUAUGCAUUUUAUGCAAUUUAAAAAAGAAAAAAAACAAUAGACUUGCUCAUUGCAGAAUCAUCUGCAUGUCUAAGGUAAUUGGCUAAUGUUUGGAUAUAUGGUAAAUCCUGGUUGGACAUUGCAGUUUGCCCACAACUUCAGUGCCUCUUUGUAUGUCAGGUUAAUUGUGACAGGUGAAUGUGUCAGGUUGAUUGUAAGCUUAAGUGAGAUUUCCUUCCCAAAAGAAACAUACCCAAUGAUCGGUCCAGUCGAGAGGACAUGGAAUGAAUCAGUUAGGACAUCAACCACGAGAGUUGGACUUUGAGGGAUUUGAUGUCCAAGCAGCGGGAACAUCUAUGCAACCCACAUAAAAUAACAGCCCUUAUUUGAGAAGUCAAUUUGGCAAUACUUGUGUAUAUCACUGGUUUCAAUCCCCCAUGAUCCCAUGUCCCUACCGACAUUUCUACAAGGGCUUGUGCAUGCAUUAAUGCCAUGUGGGAGAGUUGUGCUGUGUGUUAUGAAACCCCACUUUCUAAACUUUGGUGAGGAAACGCUUGGGGUGAUGAUGGUAAAUGUCUGUGCUUGCGGGCCAGGGCAGCAGCAUUUUCCAGCUGGCAGGAGUUGGUCCGGUUGCAAGAUAUUGUUCAUCUGAUCCAUAGGGCAACUACAGUCUGGUGAAUUAAGAGUUGACCUUAACAGAUGAAAAAAAACCUCCAUCUGCCUUUGGCCCACAAGGACUGAAUGGACUAAUGUACUGAGGAAAGAAUGAAUGACUGAAAGAAAAAAAAACAGUUUGUAAAUAACGAGGAGCCGUUUUAGAUGUCUCUAAAAGAGGCCAUAACAGUCGAUCAGAUUUUUACUUGUCAGAGUAUCUCCUAAAUGCUAUGGAAAAAACAAGCUAGAUGUUAAAUUGUAAGAGAAAAUGUAUAUUACACGUUUCCUAGUCUUGUUAAAAUAAAGACUGCCAAUAUUUAA
This is a messenger RNA of Lampris incognitus (smalleye Pacific opah), 5205 nucleotides long. RefSeq names its product glypican 4 (gene gpc4). The record is from RefSeq and is a predicted model, not a curated record. Bases 527 to 2203 code for a protein of 558 amino acids. The transcript is spliced from 9 exons. Gene Ontology annotation, biological process: cell migration; regulation of protein localization to membrane; regulation of signal transduction. Gene Ontology annotation, cellular component: extracellular region; cell surface; synapse. Lineage: Eukaryota; Metazoa; Chordata; Actinopteri; Lampriformes; Lampridae.